UAAUUUUAAAUUUCAAAAUCGCUCUCUCUGAAGAUACACUUGAAGAACCAGAACCCCCAGGCUCUCUUAAUUAAAAACGCUCCGAUCGAGUAAAAAUCUUUCAAUGGCUUCCACAGAUAAGCGAGUUCUGAACUUUUCUGCCGGUCCUGCUAAACUACCCGAAGAAGUAAGUGCAACGAUCUUCAACUUCACUCUAAUUUCUUAUUUUAUUUCACUUGUGAUCCGGGCGAAGUUAGUUUUGUCCCUUCGCACUGCGUUGCAUAACUAUCCUUUCUUGCCUUGUGUAUGGAUUUCUUGUAAAAUCAAGGUUCUUAAAUACCCUCUAUACAAUUCAUUGUAAAAGUGAGAGCUUUGAUGUGCUCAGACAUUUAACGGCGCUCGUGAUCAGUUAAAACUAUCACUAUUUCUUCGUCUUGUUAACAAGAAUUUAGCGCUGACCACGACUUGAUCUUUAUCUCCUUAGUAAUCUUGUUGUAUCUAGGCGAAAGUCACGAUGAAUCGGCCCAAAAUAUAACGAAAUGAAUGGUAAACAUAAGUGAAAGUACUUAGCUAACGCGGACGUUAGGGCAAACUUCAAAAUCCGCGAACUGAACGAAAUUGGCGCGUUUCCCUAAUAUGGGGAGCAAGGUGAAUGCGUUUCCCUAAUAUGGGAGAAGAGCAGAACAUCGAAGGGAGAUUCCUUGGGUUGAGGUUAUGAGACACUUCUAGUUCAAGACGGUGCCUGCCUUCAAUUAUUAUGUGUGACUUGCAGGCGGAAUUGACGGGUCGUGAGAGCUUUUCUUUGCCCAGAUUGGUUCUAGGUUUGCGCCAUCUUCCCAAAAUCGACCACGCAAAUCAUUGAAGAAAUAUAAAUUCACAGGAUGGCCUUGGCGUGCAAUUUUCAUCAAUUACAUUUGCUUUAGGAAGUAUGUCCUCGAAAUGACAGGGAAGCGUCGAGUGUUUUUACAUGAAAAAUUACUAAUUUUUGGAAUAUGGAAGAAAAUUUGGCUGAUGCAAUACUUCAGCAAUUUAAUAUUCAUUUUGCUGUCAUUCAAAGAGUGUUUCGUAACCUUUGAAUUUGAUAUCAACAUGUCUAUAAUGUAUGUCACAAGGGCUCUUUUGUAUUUAUACUGAACCUAGACUUGCAUUCAUGGCUAACAGAAAUUACUUGAAAUUAUCCUGAACUUCAACUCAUUUCCAUCGCAUUUAUCUAUGACAUUUUAAAGCUUUCUUCUGUCACUUGUAGAUCAUACAUGUAGUUCCACAAAAGGAAGAUGAAAAUGAGCUGGGCUUGUUCUUUUUGAAUAAUUAAAUAUCAUUGAUAGUAACUCAGAAAAGCAGAAUAAUGUUUAUUCUAGAAGUAGCAUUGAUGGAUCCAAAACAAUAUUCUUUCUCUUCUAUACUUCUAAAACAUUACAAAUAAAGUUACACACGAGCAUAUUGCAUAACAAGCAACAUACCAGUCCUCAGCUAUUUUCCCUAAUCUUUCAAGCUACUCUUUGUAGAUUCACCCUUAGAUUGCUAGCAUGGGUGGUUUGAAUUCUAGAUGGAUUAAAAACGAUUUUCAGUUUAUUAAGAUGGGGUGUAUAUGUCAUGUUUCUUUAAACAGGAAACUUAACUCGUUCUGGUAAUGCCCCUCUGCUUAGGAGUAAACUGGGUGCAGACUAUCUGGAGAAGUUUGAAAUUCUCACAUUGGGGGGGAAGAUAGCUCUCCUUUGGAAACAAAGAGGAACUAUGGCAGAUUAUUGACCUCUUGUCUUAUAUGUAGAUUCAACCACAUUGUGUAUUGAUGUGAUGAGUGUCUUUAAUGUGAAUUUUACAUGGUAUGCACUCUGGUUUUCUAGGUUAUGUAUAGUUAAUUUUUUGGCUAUAAAUUUUUUUUUGCUAGGUUUUGAGUCAAGCUCAGAAGGAAUUGCUGAAUUAUGACAACCUUGGAAUUAGUGUGAUGGGUAUGUUUACUCACUUUCUGGACUUUGCUUUAUUUUUCAUUUUCUUUUCGCACUUCUUAAAGGUUUGAAUAUUUAGGUAUGUGUUUGUUAAAGCUGUCGUUAGGCACAUCUUUCCAUCAUAAGUUGUUUUCAAAAUUUUGAACCGAAGACAUUUUAUAAUGCUUUGAACAUUGUAUAUCCCACCUCACAGAAAUGAGCCACAGAUCUGCUCACUUUGCUAAGAUUGUCAAUGAAGCUGAAAGUGAUCUCAGGGAACUGCUGUAAGUUUAUUUGUCUAAUAAUCUCUUGUUAGUUUUAAUAUUAUUCUAGAAUGAAAAAACAAUAUCAAGAGUGUUCUUAUUACAGUUAUAUUCAGCAUUGUUUUGAGGUUGAAACUCAUUUACUUGCAGUAACAUACCAGACAAUUACAAGGUCCUUUUUCUUCAAGGAGGUGGCACUGGGCAGUUUUCUGCAGUUCCUCUUAAUUUAACCAAAGGUACAGUGUAAAGACAGUAUUUAUGAUGUAAAAUAGCUAUCAUGUAGCUUAUCGUUGCAGGACUGUCAAAUAAGAGAUUUAAAGUAGGGAACAAAUGAGAAAUACAUGUAGUACAUGUGAGUUGUGAAAUUAUUGUGGCCACCAUGUUGAUUUAUCACAUUACACACAAGAUUAGGGACUAUCUUGAUUAAAUGUCUUAGUCAUUCUGUAGACAAAAAAUAAUUUUUUUCAAUCAUUAGAGUUAUUAUUUUAGUCAGAAAGAACUGUUUGGUUUCUUUGCAGAGGGAGCAUCUGCUGAUUAUAUUAUUACUGGGGCUUGGUCAGCUAAAGCCGCAAAAGAAGUAAGUUUGUUGUCUAGAUAAAAAAGUAUAUACAUUUCUGAACAUUAACAGUCUUGUUCAAAGUAGGAUAAUCAAUCUUGUAAAUUACUGUGAAUUCAUGUUAUUUAAAUGUGAGUCUGUAGCUAAAGGCAAGGUGAGAUUAAUUCCUUCAUAUAUGGCUUUGUAUCUAGCCAUUCAUUUGUGCACUGUGGGCCUUAAAAUGUGAUUUUUUUUCUGAGAAGUGGCCAUGAAGUUUUGUAUUAAAGUCACUGUGGUUUUUUUUCUUGUAGGCAGAAAAAUAUCUCGAAGUAAACCCGGUUUUCAAGAAGUUGGACAAAUAUGACAGUGAGUAUUAUCUGAGUCAUUUGAAUCCCCUCAGACAAACAAGCAUUGUUUAAUCAGUUUUUAAAAAAAGAAAAUUCAGGAUUCUGCUAUAGAUGUUAAGAGAGGUGUAAAAAUGACACCUCUACCUGGAAGUGACUCUCUCUGUUUAAAAUUAGCUUUCUGGGUGACCUUUUCAACUAUAAAAAUGGUAUAAUGCCUGAUUUAAUAAUUUUGUUUCAUUGAAGGAAUUCCCUCACAGGAAGAAUGGAAUUUAAAUCCAAAUGCAUCAUAUGUCUAUUACUGUGCCAAUGAAACAAUUCAUGGUAAGUCCUCAUCCUUAUUUUGUCUCUUCCCCCUCCUUUUCUUUCCCCCCCCCCCCUCAAAAAAAAAAAGCAAUUGAAAAUGAAUAGUACUGAAUCAAAUACUGGAUUCUGAGUCAAAUCAUAAAAAAAGACAUUUGUUGCAGUACAUGUAGUAAUAUUUGAGAUAUCUUCAUUGGGAACUCUUCUUACCAAAAUGUAAAAUUGUUUUAAUGCAGGAGUGGAAUUUGACUUUGUCCCAGAGACGAAUGGGGUACCGCUUGUAUGUGACAUGUCUUCAAACAUCUUGUCCAGACCUGUUGACAUCAGUAAGGUAAGCUACACAAAGAACUUUUUUUAUGGACACUAGGAAUAUACAGGAAAAAAGUCAAAUAAGUAGUGAUAAAAUUAUAAUUAUUAGUUUUACAUCUUGAAUUAUUCUAAUUUCUCCGUACAGUUUCAUCCCUGAAUCACGUAUAAAGCUCACAAGAAUAAAGUAAAUGACCACUGACCAAAGAAACUCUUGAUUGUUGCAUAAAUUCUCCUGUCAGUACCUUAGGAAAUGUAUAGAGAAAAGUGCAGAGAAUUUUCAUACUGAUUUUAGGGUGUAAAAGGUUAAAUAAAGGUUUUUUUUUUUUUUGGCCCUAGUUUGGACUCAUCUAUGGUGGAGCUCAAAAGAAUAUUGGUUGUGCAGGAGUUACUGUUGUUAUUGGUAAGCUUAUUGUGAAAGACAUUGGUGAUUUCAUUAAACGAUGGUGUAUGUUAAAAAUUGAUUUUUAUUUUUUUCUUUUAAAUUUCAGUGAGAGAAGACCUGAUUGGUUCUCCCCGGCGAGAAUGCCCAGUUGUUUUUGAUUACAAGGUAAUUAAUUAAGUUACUUAAUAGGCUCUUAUUAGAGAGCUAAUUUAUGACUUGGGCAUCCAAAACAAAGCUUCCUAAUUGAUAUUUUCAUUGAUUUAGUAUUCCUAAUGGCAACUUAAUAUCUACCUACCGGUAGGUGUUUUUGGCACCCCUAAACCACCAACUGUCUGGGUUUUACUUAUAAUUUUUCCACUUUACUAGAAUUUGAAAGUAGUAAUGUUGAUUUCUUUCUUGGCAGAUCCAGGCCGGUAUGAAUUCAUUGUACAACACACCUCCAACAUACAGUAUUUAUAUCAUGGGUCUGGUUUUCAAGUGGCUUAAGAGGAUUGGUGGAAUUCAAGGUACACAAAAAUUUAAUUUACCAAUAUUAUUCAUCAGCUGCCUUAGGCUGUAGAUAAUGAAAUUCAGAUUAAUAGUUAUUCCAAGAUGAAGGAAAGACAGGAAUUCAGUUUGUGUUGUUACAAAUGGUGUCACUAUAUCAAGUGACUAGGUCAGGUAAAUUUGCUCUUAUGUCAUCAAUUACACAGAAAUUUGACGUUAUAAUGUAUCUGUUUUUUUUCUAUGCUUCUGGUGAUAAUCAGUUUAUGAUUUUUUUUUGCUUUUCUGAAUUUUUUUUUCUUUUGGCCAAUGUUGAACUGCAAACUACAUGUUGUAUCAUGACAAUCAAACAUAUAUAUGUAUAUGUAAGUGUGUAUAUAUAUAUAUAUAAUGUAUUCAUUUUCUUCAAAAUUUUUUUCACAGAAAUCAACAGAAUAAAUCAAUUGAAAUCAGAUCAUGUGUAUGAGCUCAUUGAUGCAUCAAAUGGUUUCUACUGGUAAGAUCACCUGUUUUUCAUUUGUGUUUUAAAAUGCAGAUUCAUAGUUUGAUUGUAUGGGUGUAGAUUGAUGUUUUAUAGCAGCAUGACUGAGCAGAGAAUUUUGUGAACAAACACCUUUGAUGAGAAUCAGCCAGAACUGCCAGGGAAAAUUAAAAGUGAACAAAUUUUCAAGUUAAGUGCAGCCAUAUACUUUGACCCUUUGAGAGAGUAAAUUUUGGAUAUCAAAGCAAAGGCUUCAGCAUCAAAAAAGGUCCUUGCUCCCUUUAGAAGACUGAAAGGCUGCCCCUGAGUUGUGUAGAGGAGAGACUAGGCAUUGGCUCUGUUUCCCAAGUAGCCCGAAUAACAAAAUAACAUUUAUAAGCCACAUCAAAGUACACAACAGGAGAUCUCAUUCUUUUGAUGUGAUAUUAUAGUGGUACCGUGGAGAAGAAGAGCCGCUCCAGAAUGAAUGCUCCUUUCAGAAUUGCUGGUCUAGGAGGAGACCAGGAACUGGAAAAGAAGUUUAUCGAAGAAGCCGCUGCCAAAGGCAUGAUCCAGCUCAAAGGACAUAGGUUAGUUAUCUUCAGGAAACAAAUGAAUGUCGGUACUUCUUGGUGUGUGUGUGUGCAUGUGUUUGUUUUUUUUUUUUCCUUCAAUGUUGGCAGAGGAGUACCACACUAGAAUCUGAAUGAGAGAAACUACCUUUACCCUGGGGAUCAUGGCUUUUUGCCAUGUGAAGUGAAUGUGUUGUGUUCUAAGGAGAACUAGGUCGCAUAAGAGUAUAUGUGGAAAGGGAUUGUAGCAAAUUGUUGGGCAAAUGUAACUAAGUGAUGCAGAGUACCUUGUAUUUUAAGAAAGUCAGUGAAUUUCGUACAAGAUGUUGUUAUAGAUAUGAAAGAAAACCAUGGGUGCCAAUUUAUCUCCAUGAAUCUGCAAAUAAUGCAGUUAAAUUACCCACACCCUUCUGUAGACAUUCAUCAUUUUGGUUCCUUAGUGAAGAAAAAAAUAUUAAAUUUUUGCUGUUACACUAUUAGUGUUGCUGAAUUCCCCUCACUAGUCUCAGUAUGUUGGUGGACCAAUAAUUUGAUGGGGACUGGGUAGGGAGCAGUUACUGGUGAUGAAAACUUCAAGGGGUGAGAGGAGGGAACUUGUCAUUCCUACUGAAAUAGAUAGAUGGUAAUUUAGGCCUCUAUUGUGUGACAUUUCAGGUCUGUUGGAGGCAUAAGGGUAUCUAUGUACAAUGCUGUAAAACUUGACGAUAUAAAAACGCUAGUGGACUUCAUGACCGACUUCAGACAACGAUAUGAAAAGCAGUGA
This is a messenger RNA of Pocillopora meandrina, 6318 nucleotides long. NCBI's taxonomy places the organism in Eukaryota, Metazoa, Cnidaria, Anthozoa, Scleractinia, Pocilloporidae. The record is from the annotation of a GenBank genome assembly.